CACCUACAAAAAAACUACGACAACAACAACACGAUAUAUACUAUAGUGACAAUACAUAUGACUACAGAUAGACAUUAAAGAGACAAUGACUUCAUUUAGCUAUCAUUUGGUUGUUAUUUGUCUCAUAAUUAUUAGGCAAAACAUAUCACAAACGGAUGGACUUCCAGAUGUCAUCAAAGUCGGUGGUCUGUUCGGUGAGGAUAACGAGGAACAGGAGAUGGUCUUCCGUAUGGCUAUCGAGCGGAUCAAUGCCGACCCGUCUAUAUUACCGAAGUCGACACUUGUGGCUCAGGUCGAGCGCAUCGGCAAAGAGGACAGCUUUCAUGCCGACAAAAGAGUGUGUGGCCUACUUCGCAACGGUGUGGCCGCCAUAUUUGAUCCGCUUGAAGGCUCCAUCUCCAGACACGUACAGUCCAUAUGCGACGCACUGGACAUACCGCACAUUAUUACCCGCUGGGACCUACAGGUAAUCAAAGACGGACUGUCUAUUAAUCUAUAUCCGCGGCCAUCCCUGUUGGCCAAGGCGUACGUGGAUCUCGUUAAGGCUUGGAGUUGGAAUCGCUUUGUUAUACUCUAUGAGGACAAUGAGGGUAUUGUACGGCUCCAGGAUUUUUUCAAAGAGGCUCAACUACGUAAUUGGGAAAUAAAACUAUACCAAUUUGAACAGGGUAAACCAUAUAGAGAUACAUUUUGGAAAAUCAAAGAGGAAAAUGAAUAUAAUAUUGUAUUGGAUGUUAAAAAACGUAAUAUUUAUAAUGUACUCAAACAGGCACAACAGGUCGGUCUCAUGACUGAACAGCACAGUUAUCUCAUAACCUUAUUGGACUUACAUACAGUCGACUUAGAGGACUUCAACUAUGGCCGCACAAAGAUUACAUCCUUUCGUAUUGUCGACUCAUCCAGUCUUGAACUCCAGAGCCUUAUAGACGACUGGCCAAUACUGACCGCACGGUUAGGCUAUAGGCGCACCAAAGCGCCUGAUAAUAGUAUUUCGACGGAAAGUGCGCUUAUCUACGAUGGGGUACGGCUAUUGGCCACAGCCAUACAGGACUUGGAUCAGAGCCAAACAGUUGAGAUACAGUCCAUCUCAUGUACGGCAGGAGUUCCCUGGGAAAAGGGGUCGUCACUAAUCAAUUAUAUGAGACCUAUCACUUUUCGCGGCAUAACAGGCCUCGUGGGCUUUGAUCAGUCGGGAUUCAGAUCCAGUGUUACGUUAGAUGUGAUGACCAUUGACUUAGAAGGCUCUGGACUACAGAAAAUCGGCAUCUGGUCUGAGGACAGCAAACUGGACAACAGUCUCAACAUAAGUAACCAAUGGAUCAGCCAUUAUACAAAACUAACCCUACAAAACGCCCACUUAAGUAUUACGACUGUAUUGAGUCCUCCGUACACAAUGGUCAAGGAGUCGUCCAAUACUAAGAUCGGUAACGACCAGUUUGAGGGCUUCUCCAUCGAUCUGAUCCAAGAGUUAUCAAAAAUAUUGCAUUUCAAAUAUGAAUUUCGAUUGGUUAAGGAUAAGGGUUACGGACGGCCCGACGCCAACGGCACGUGGAACGGUAUGAUCGGCGAACUGAUUCGUGGCGAAGCCGACAUAGCAGUAGCCGAUCUGACCAUAACAUCCAAACGUGAGGCAGCGGUUGACUUUACCCAUCCGUUUAUGAACACCGGUAUUAGCAUACUAUACAAAAAGCCGACCAAAAAGAUUACUUCGCUGUUUUCGUUUUUGUCGCCAUUUUCCAACAUUGUCUGGAUCUAUGUGGUCGGCGCCUACAUCGGCGUCUCGAGUAUGCUGUUCAUUGUCGGCCGACUCUCACCGUACGAAUGGGAAAAUCCGCAUCCGUGCCGCAAAAACGACGAAGUCCUCGAAAACGGCUUCAGUCUAAGCAAUAGCUUCUGGUUUACCAUUGGCUCACUUAUGCAACAGGGAAACGACUUGUCGCCCAAAGCCAUGUCCACGCGUACUAUAGCUGGAAUUUGGUACUUUUUUACGUUAAUAAUGAUCGCCUCCUAUACCGCCAAUUUGGCUGCCUUUUUGACUGUCGAAAAGAUUGUCUUCCCUAUCGAGGAUGCCGUAGGACUGGCCAAUCAGGACACUAUUAAAUACGGUUGUCUACAAUCAGGGUCUACCGCCUCGUUUUUCUCAGAAUCAAAUAUAACGACAUACAAGAAAAUGUGGAAACACAUGUCUAGCACACCGGGAGUACUCAUGGUAUCCAAUGAAGAGGCCAAACAAACUGUCGAAAGAAGUGAUGGCAAAUAUGCGUUCCUCAUGGAAAGUGCUUCCAUCGAGUAUACCGUCGAAAGAGACUGUAAUCUCACACAAAUCGGCGGUCUAUUAGACAGUAAAGGCUAUGGUAUAGCCACUGUAAAAGACUCACCCGUUCGGAUGCCUUUAUCGCAGGCCAUACUACAGCUCCAGGAGUCUGGUGUACUGUUGCUGCUAAAGGAACGGUGGUGGAAACAGAAAAAGGGCGGCGGACAGUGUGUCGAAGAUAAAAAAGGCGGCGGAUCGGUAACACCGUUGAAGAUCGACAACGUGGGCGGCGUUUUUGUUGUCCUAUUAGGCGGCCUAUCGUUUUCAUUGUUUGUAGCCAUACUCGAGUUUAUGUGGAAGGCUCGUAAUUUUGACGUUAGCCAAGAAACGAUAUGCGAGGAAAUGCUAAACGAUCUGAAGUUUGCAUUUUCCUGUCAGAGCUCAUCCAAAGCGGCCAAACCCCGAGCGGGCACUUCACUUGACUGUUAUAAAUAUAGCGACGAAAAAGGGUCGUCACUUCCGCCACAGUUUUCUACAAUUUAUUGA
Molecule: messenger RNA, 2800 nt
Organism: Oppia nitens
Lineage: Eukaryota; Metazoa; Arthropoda; Arachnida; Sarcoptiformes; Oppiidae
Product: glutamate receptor ionotropic, kainate 2-like
Exons: 15
Coding region: 86-2800 (904 amino acids)
Biological process (GO): modulation of chemical synaptic transmission; monoatomic ion transport; synaptic transmission, glutamatergic
Cellular component (GO): postsynaptic membrane; plasma membrane
Molecular function (GO): transmitter-gated monoatomic ion channel activity involved in regulation of postsynaptic membrane potential; glutamate-gated receptor activity
Source: RefSeq, a predicted model, not a curated record